Messenger RNA from Cebus imitator (Panamanian white-faced capuchin), 2177 nucleotides. RefSeq names its product dysbindin domain containing 1 (gene DBNDD1). Lineage: Eukaryota; Metazoa; Chordata; Mammalia; Primates; Cebidae. The transcript is spliced from 4 exons. Gene Ontology annotation, cellular component: cytoplasm. Gene Ontology annotation, biological process: negative regulation of protein kinase activity. The record is from RefSeq and is a predicted model, not a curated record. Bases 206 to 682 code for a protein of 158 amino acids.
CUGGCGGGGGCGCCGAGAGGGGGCCGGGGCCCGGGUGCAGCUGCGCGCCCCGCCCCGCGGGCUCCUCCCCGCCGCCGCGGCCCCCCGGUUGCUGCCCCGAUGCGCUGCGCCCGGAGCCGGGGCCGAGCCGCUGCCGCAGCUGUUGGGGCGCCUGGGCCAGGAGACACCGCCGUCGCCCGCGCCCCUCCCGGACCCCGCCGGCCGCAUGGAGCCCCCGGAGAGCGCCGGCCCCGGAGAGAUCGUUAAGGAGGCUGAGGUGCCGCAGGCCGCACUGGGUGUCCCAGCCCACGGAACAGGGGACAGUGGCCACACACCUGUGGAGGAGGAGGUGGGGGGCAUCCCAAUACCAGCCCCAGGGCUUCUGCAAGUCACAGAGAGGAGGCAGCCUCUGAGCAGUGUCUCCUCUCUGGAGGUCCACUUUGACCUCCUGGACCUCACUGAACUGACCGACAUGUCCGACCAGGAGCUGGCCGAGGUCUUCGCUGACUCAGAUGACGAGAACCUCAACACUGAGUCCCCAGCAGGUCUGCACCCGCUGCCCCGGGCCGGCUGCCUGCGCUCCCCUUCCUGGACGAGGACAAGGGCUGAGCAGAACCGAGAGAAGCAGCCCCUAGGCGACCCCGAGCGGCAGGCUGCGGUCCUGGACACGUUUCUCACUGUGGAGAGGCCCCAGGAGGACUAGGCCAUCUCUGCCUGCUCUCUAGCUGCUGCAGGGCUGGGGUCAGAACACCACCACGAUGGCAGAUCUGGGCAGUCCUGACCCAGCAGACACACUGCGUCCUCCCACGAGGUUCCAGCCGUCACGUCCUGACACAGUGAAUCAGGGUUGGAGGCGCUGUGGAGGAGGCUCCCUGCCAACCCCAAGGCCUGCCUUGUCUGCUGGGCACAGGUCUUAGCCUCACUUGGAGACCAGCGGCUUUCCUGGGGGACACAUGGGGCCCCUGGAUGCCUCCGGGGGCCGCAGCACAAGCACAGCCCAGUGGCCUUAUGUCCAGCUCAUUCCUGAGCCCCAAAUCGGGAAGACAGCAUGAUGGAGUCACUGCCAGGCACGCAGUGAGGAGUGGAGCGGGCCACGGCGGCCUUGGAGUGAGGGGGACCUAGGCCUGUGAGAGCCACUCCAGGAAUUCCUGGGUGUGCUCCAACCUCCACAUUUUCCCUGCUACCCAGCUCAGAAGCCAGAAGUGGGUUUGGCUAAUGGGACACUGUGCUGUCCAGCAAAGCACAUGGAGGAGCGGCCCCAAAAUUCCCAUCGUUCCCAUCUUGCCCCUUCUUCUGCCCCAUGGAGCCACUGUCUCACCAGGGUCGCCGCCCCAUGUCUCAGCUCUGAGACCUGCACCUGCUUCUCCUGACCCCUGCGUGAAGCCACGUCCAUCCCUCCUUAGCUUAGAACACCAAAAAUCACCAGACUGCCUCAGAAACUUGGCGACACCUCCCGAAUGCUCUCAGGGUGGGGUUCACCCUCUCCCUGUCCUGCACCCAUGACGAGGCCACAUCCUCGUCUAUGCUCACAUCCCACUGCCCGGAUACAUGGCCUGCCCACAGCCCUUAAACUUGCUGGGCAGGUUUGGGGCCCAUGGGACCCCAUGGGUCUGUGUCCAGGGAGCAGGAGGGGAGGCUGACAGGCCCUCCUUCCUCUACUCUGGGGGUGUCUGGGGGCCCCAGCUCACGCCGUCCCAAUGGUCACAUGCUGAUGGUCACAGAAAAGGCUUCUUGCUCGACAGCAAGUCAAAGAGUGAGUUUAAUGAGUUUGACAUGAAAGUGUGAGCUUGCUCUCCAUCCCCAAGCCAACCAGCCCCCGCCCAUUUCCCAUGAGCACACUUCUGGGGAAGGAAAACAGGCUCUUGGGCCUUGUUGGCAGAGCUUCUGGAGAUGCCCAGGCAUACCCUGAGCUCCUUCUGUGUAGGGGGCUUUAGAGGCGGCACCUGCUCCCACUUCUCAGCCACUCCCUGCCUCUCAGCAUUGCUCUGCCAUCCAGUUCCUCCCUCAGCCAGGUCUCCAGCCCUGGUUUCCAGGAACGGAGCCCAGCAGCUCGCUCUCUCAGUCCCAUGAAAGUAUGCUUGCACCCCUGGCCACACCUCCACCCACCAGGGUCUUCCUCCCAAUCUUCCAUCCUUCUUGCUGAGGUUCCACAGAGCUCAUGUACAAACAGUGGGAUUAAAACAUCACUGCGGGUUUGA